GCGGGUGGGAGGAGGUGCCGGUCCAGAGGCCCCUCCUGGUCUGGGUCUGUCCUUGGGGAGCCCAGUGUGAACACAGAGUCUUCCUUCGCUUUGUGUUGCUGACGCUGACGCCCCUUCCCAGGCUGAUGCUGAUCCUGGCCCUUUCCAGAGUGUUGGAGCUGCAGUUGGUUGCUGGUAAGAGACCUUGGUUCCUUGGGUCACCAGCAGUCGGACGCGCCCUGGCACGGGCCCCACGACUUGGUUUUGUCCUUAGGGCUGGGCCACCAUGGACGUCCCUCGCCGGGAGGCCUGGCGGUCCGAGCGGGCAGCCUCCGGCCCCAGGAGGAGCCGGCGAUUCGUCACUGGCCUCUCCAGGGGGUGCCACCCAUGAGAACCCAGGACAGUAAGGAGCUCAACAGGACCUGCUGCCUGAACGGAGGAACCUGCAUGCUGGGGUCCUUCUGUGCCUGCCCUCCCUCCUUCUAUGGACGGAACUGUGAGCACAACAAGCACAGAGAGAACUGCGGGUCCGUGCCCCACGACACCUGGCUGCCCCGGAAGUGCUCCCUGUGCAAGUGCUGGCACGGCCAGCUGCGCUGCUUCCCCCAGACGUUCCUGCCGGGCUGUGAUGGCCACGUGAUGGAUGAGCGCCUGGCGGCUGCCAGCGCCCCAGGACCGACGCUGUCCGCAGGCACCGCGCUCCUGCUGGGUGGCACCUGCCUCGCUUUGAGAAGUUCACAUUAGCCGACCUUCAGUGCAGCAUUUGUCACGGACUUCACGCCCCGUCAAGGCUGGCCUCCCCUUCCCAGAGCCGAUUGCUUGCUAGCUGCCUUGAAGUGGGGACUGGGUUCCAUCACGGUCCCUGACAGUCCUUAUGGGACAGGAAUGCUUCGAUAUUGCGUGUGGUGCCAGGCCAUGGCAGUGAAGCGAACGUCGGAAUAAAGCGAGUCACACCGAUGUCUUGGUCCUCAGUGCACACAGUUAUGUUUACACUGUAUUGUGGUGUAUGGCAUGUGCAAUGGUGUUAUGUCUAAAACAACGUACAGACCUUAAUUUAAAAUAUUUUGUUUCUGAAAACUGUUUGCCAUCAUUCGAACCUUCUGUGAGUUGUCAUCCUAGCAGGUAAGAGGUAUUACUUUCAAUUUGUAAAAAAAACAAA
Messenger RNA from Pipistrellus kuhlii (Kuhl's pipistrelle), 1138 nucleotides. RefSeq names its product teratocarcinoma-derived growth factor 1 (gene CRIPTO). Lineage: Eukaryota; Metazoa; Chordata; Mammalia; Chiroptera; Vespertilionidae. The record is from RefSeq and is a predicted model, not a curated record. The coding region runs from base 367 to 723 and encodes 118 amino acids. The transcript has 4 exons.